Cutaneotrichosporon cavernicola is the source of this 1293-nucleotide messenger RNA. RefSeq lists its product as uncharacterized. Lineage: Eukaryota; Fungi; Basidiomycota; Tremellomycetes; Trichosporonales; Trichosporonaceae. The record is from RefSeq and is a predicted model, not a curated record. The transcript has 2 exons. Gene Ontology annotation, molecular function: serine-type endopeptidase activity. Gene Ontology annotation, cellular component: membrane. The coding region runs from base 1 to 1293 and encodes 430 amino acids.
AUGUUCGGAGCUGGAUCACGGCUAGGUGUGCGACUAGCGCCAGCCGCGCGCGCGUUUCGCCAACAUCCUCGUCUCACAGGGACGACACCUUUCUUUGCGCCGGCACCUGUGCCGCGCGCCGACCUCGGCCAAGCGACUCGGCCAAUACACUCGUCGUCGUCCUUCCUCGCGAGAUUGGGCAAGAUCACACCGCGGCGCGUGGCGGUUAUCAAUGGCGAGAUCGUAGAUGGGCUUCCGAGGCCCAGUAUUUGGAGGCCCAUAGUGUUCGCUGUCGGUCUCACGCUCGUUGGUUUCGGACUGGGCGCCGUCUACGUGAACCGCGACACUAAUGUCUGGUUGAACCGCAUGGGCAGCGGAAGUGCAUGGCGGUUCGGGCGCGACCCGUCGGACCGAGACUUGGUGAAUGCCGCGCGGAUGCACCGCGUCAAACGCGCCCAAGAGACGCUCAACACUCUUCCAAAAGUCCUGAACUGGCUGCCGGACGUUCUCCUCGUCCCCGUUCUUCGAACAUAUGUCAUUUGGGAAGAAUGGAAGAUCAAUGCGCCGGCAGCCCACGUUGCGCCAGCCAUCCUCAUUGCUGGAAUGGGCGUCAUCUUCCUCGCAUGGCAAGUACCUUCGGCCCAACCAUUUAUGAAGCGCUGGUUCCUACACCACUCGGUCGUACUUGGUGGUCCGAGGGCCGAGUGGCGGAAUUGCGUGACAAUGUUUACCAGCACGCUCUCCCACCAGUCGCUGGCACACUUUGCUUUCAACUCGAUUGCCCUGUACUCGUUUGGAUCGGCCGCGUACAUGUUCCUGGCCUCCCAACCUCCCGAAUACCCACACGAAAGUACAAUCACCCACACGCCGCACUUUUAUGCCUUCCUCCUCGCGGCCGGCAUGUGUUCUUCGCUUGGCUCACACUUGUUCAAUAAUGUGGUUCGCCUGCCUCGUCUUUUACGCACCCUCGCCUCGCCAGCCCGCCUGAGUAGCGCACACGCUCUCGCCGCACACCAGGCCAUCCUCCCGUCUCUGGGCGCGUCGGGCGCAAUCUACGGCGCGUUGACUAUGACGGCACUCGCGUACCCCGACUCGCAUGUGUCCAUCAUCUUCCUCCCCUUCAUCAGCAUUCCCAUCGGCCUCGGUGUCGCUGGUAUGGUCGCUGUGGACAUUAUCGGUAUCUGGCGCGGGUGGGCCAUGUUCGACCACGUCGCGCAUUUCUGCGGCGCCAUCUUCGGAGUCGUCUACUACAAAUGGGGCCGGAAGUGGUGGUGGAAUGUCCGCAAGCGCCUCGGCGCACACAUCCGCCAAUAG